This is a messenger RNA of Penicillium nucicola, 1218 nucleotides long. Its product is annotated as zinc finger HIT domain-containing protein. NCBI's taxonomy places the organism in Eukaryota, Fungi, Ascomycota, Eurotiomycetes, Eurotiales, Aspergillaceae. Gene Ontology annotation, cellular component: nucleus; pre-snoRNP complex. Gene Ontology annotation, biological process: box C/D snoRNP assembly; maturation of LSU-rRNA from tricistronic rRNA transcript (SSU-rRNA, 5.8S rRNA, LSU-rRNA); snoRNA localization. The coding region runs from base 1 to 1218 and encodes 405 amino acids. The record is from RefSeq and is a predicted model, not a curated record. The transcript has 3 exons.
AUGGCCGACUCUGAUGCUCUAUUGAGCGAUCUGUGCUCAAUAUGCCAUGUGAAUCCGCCAAAAUACCGAUGCCCUCGCUGUUCAACGCGCACCUGCUCUCUGCCCUGUACACGACGUCACAAACUCUGGUCCCAAUGCUCUGGUGUGCGUGACCCAGCCGCCUAUCUCAAGCGCAAGGAGUUGUCUACAGAGUCUGCAUUUGAUCGCGACUUCAACUUCAUCACGGGCAUCGAGCGCGGUCUCGAGCGAGCGGAUAGAGAUGCCGAUAAUCGCGGUAUCGACCUUUCGCGUGAGAUUCAGGGCGAGGAUAUCGGCGAUGACUCUCAAGAUUUAAAUACUGGACUUAAGAGGAAAUACCCACACCGGGGCCUUGUCAAGGGCGAAGCUGGUUUCUUGCGCGCUGCCGAGGCUGCGGGUGUCCAGGUCAUUCGUGCCCCCAAAGGAAUGUCGCGGAAUAAGCAAAACGCGUCCCGGUUACAUCCUAAACAUAAAUAUCUUGCCUGGACCGUGGAGUGGGUUGCAAGUGAUGGAUCGAAGACCGUUCGAAAUGCCAUUGCCGAUACAUGUACUAUAUCCGAGGCUUAUGAUCGUUCCAUUCCCCGUUCAAAGGAUCAAAAUACUUCCACAUCUGACGAGGAAGCAAAAGACGACCAUAAGAACUCGGACAUGAAUAACGCUGAGAGUGAAGUUAUCCCAACACCCACUGAUUCUACUACGGUGACUGGCGAACCGGGAGCUUCAGAAGCACACGAAGCUGCGGUGCCUGAGUCCAAGGUAUUACCUGCAGAAAUUUCUACCAACGUGGUACAGCAGCCACUCGACAAAAGCAACACUCACCGCGAUCUCUAUUUCUAUCUUCUCCGCCCAAGAACUUCCACCAAAAACCCAGUUCUUGCUCCUCUAUCCCCAUCAUCAACUCUGAAUGAAGUUCUCCGCAGUCGGGCUGUUCUUGAAUUUCCCACAAUAUUUGCUCUCUCGGUUUCUCCGGAGACACUUGCAGGACAAGAGACGUCUCCAUUCAUGCUGGAGGAAGAGUAUCUCCGAACUGCGGGACCAGAAGAGAUUGGCAAAUCGACUAGAAUCGAUGAGGAUGUGGCUGGAAAUGAAACACUUCCUGCUUCUGCUGUGAAUCUGCAAGAUGUCGAUGAGGAGCGAGUGCUGGAGGUCUUGAAGCAGGAUCUAUUUGAGGAAGUCCCUGUGACUGAGCCCACCGUCUGA